Molecule: messenger RNA, 1134 nt
Organism: Saccharomyces eubayanus
Lineage: Eukaryota; Fungi; Ascomycota; Saccharomycetes; Saccharomycetales; Saccharomycetaceae
Gene: SEN2
Product: tRNA splicing endonuclease subunit SEN2
Exons: 1
Coding region: 1-1134 (377 amino acids)
Biological process (GO): tRNA splicing, via endonucleolytic cleavage and ligation; tRNA-type intron splice site recognition and cleavage
Cellular component (GO): tRNA-intron endonuclease complex
Molecular function (GO): tRNA-intron lyase activity; nucleic acid binding
Source: RefSeq, a predicted model, not a curated record
AUGUCCAAAGGGAGGGUUAACCAGAAGCGUUACAAGUAUCCUCUUCCGAUUCAUCCUGUAGAUGACCUGCCAGACCUGAUCCUUCAUAAUCCCAUUUCUUGGAUAUAUUGGACGUAUCGAUUUUUCAAAAGUACAAAUGCAUUAAAUAAAAAAAUCCAUGUAGACUUUAUUGGAGAUACAACCCUUCAUAUAAUAGUCCAAGAUGACGAACAGAUGCUAUAUCUCUGGGAUAAUGGAUUCUUCGGUACUGGCCAGUUUUCCAGAAGUGAACCCACCUGGAGAGGUAGAACGGAAGUUAAACUAGGUCUCAAUGAUGAUCCACGCCAAAUUCAAAGUGGAACCAAGAAUAAUGCUGAAAAUCAGCUAACUUUAGAAAAAAUCACACAGCAAAGAAGGCAGCAAAGGUCCGAGUUCAAAAAAGAACGUGCAAGGUUAGAGAAAGAACUUCUAGCAUUGAGGAAGAAGGGUGGCCAAAUUGACGGGGAGACUAUUCUUCUAGAGAAGCAAAGAGAAUCGUUAAGAAAAUUUAAGCUCAAACAAACAGAAGGCACGAAGACAGUCGCACAGCCUCAAGACGUUUACGAAUUCAAUCCAAGAAACGAAGACAACGAUCUUCUCGAUGAAAAUGGUGAACUUAAGCAAUUAGAAUCAUUAGAACUCAUGCCGGUGGAGGCCUUGUUUUUAACCUUUGCACUGCCUGUUCUAGACAUAUCUCCCGCUAACCUGGCGGGGAAACUAUUUCAACCCGGCGCUAAAUAUGAGGAUAUACAUUCUUUCGUUCGAUCCUACGUGAUAUAUCACCAUUACAGGUCGCAUGGCUGGUGCGUACGAUCUGGAAUAAAAUUUGGUUGCGAUUAUUUAUUGUACAAAAGGGGACCACCAUUUCAACACGCAGAAUUCUGUGUCAUGGGCCUUGACCAUGACGCCUCAAAGGACUAUACAUGGUAUUCCAGUAUAGCACGUGUUGUGGGCGGUGCAAAGAAGACUUUUGUACUCUGCUACGUAGAAAGGCUCAUCCCAGAAAAAGAGGCGAUAGCACUAUGGAAAUCACAUAACUUUACUAAGCUGUUUAAUAGUUAUCAAGUCGGUGAAGUGCUAUAUAGGAGAUGGGUCCCUGGAAGAAAUAGAGACUAA